CUCUCUCUCUCUCACAAUAACCCCGGCCAGCAGUUGUCAGAUUCCGGCCACCUUUUCUCAGCCAUUUAUAUAUACCCCGCGCUUCCCUCUCUCUCCCUUUACCCUUCACAUUAUUUCCUCUUUCCUUCUCUCUUUUGGUUCCACUCGAAACCUGAAACCUCCAAUAUCUAAAUACCCUUUCCUCACACACGUAUCCAUACAUGCCCACAUCUGCAACAGUGUAUGUACUUCGUCUAUGACUCGUGUCACUACUGUUUCUCACACUACAAAACUGAACUGCUACUAGUUUCACUUUCCCUCCCCGCGUACAUUAGCAGCAACCAACCACUGCUAAUCUUUAACCUUUGUGUUCUUUCUUUUGUGUGUGUGUGUCUCAUUCUCUUUCUUUUGGCUUUUGUACCUCUCCAUCGCUUGGUUGUUCGGGACCAUGAAUAGAGCAUUGUUGCCCGAGAUGCUGCACAGUACGGACAUGACAGUGCUUGAGAGACAAAGGGCUCGCUUUAAAUGGCAACAAGAACAACAACAGCAGCAGCAGCAACAGAGUUUUUUUGGUGAUUUGAGUGGGGUGUUUCAGUUGCAGCAACAGCAUCAGGGCUUUCAAGGUGAUCUAGGUGAGGUCGUGACCCGGUCUGUGAAGCCUGACCCUUCUUUGAUGGAUAAUGGCUGGUCUGAUUUGGUGGGGUUUGGCCCUUGUGGAUAUGGGAAUUAUAAUGGGUCCGGUUUUGAUGUCAAUUGCGCUAUUUCUAGUACUUCUAGCUGUCCACCAGCUGUGGUGGCACCUGCGACGAAUGCUAAGGUUCUGGCCGAAGGCAGAGAGCCUGUUUUGUCAGAGAAGUUGAAUUCUGGCGUUGCCAGAGAGUGUUUGAAGAAGAGAAAGGUUGAUAAAGUGCAGAAUAGCACAAAGGUUGUUGCAGAAGAUGACAGCAGGGGCAAAAGGAUCAAAGGAUGUCCAGAGGAUGGAGAGUCAAAGAACACACAAAAAAAUAACAAAAGCAGUAGCACCAGCAAAAACAGUAACAAAGAAAAUUCUGCAGAGACUUCCAAGGAUAAUUCAAAAGUAACUGAGGUUCAAAAGCCAGAUUACAUUCAUGUCCGGGCACGUAGGGGUCAAGCCACCGAUAGCCAUAGCUUAGCUGAAAGAGUCAGAAGGGAAAAAAUUAGCGAGAGAAUGAAGUAUCUGCAAGAUUUGGUGCCAGGAUGCAACAAAAUCACAGGAAAGGCAGGCAUGCUUGACGAAAUCAUUAACUAUGUUCAAUCUCUUCAACGACAAGUAGAGUUCUUGUCCAUGAAACUAGCUGCUGUCAAUCCGAGGCUUGACUUUAACGUUGAUAACUUAUUUGCCAAAGAGCAGGCAUUUCCUGCUUGGGCGACCAAUUUUCCAGCUUCUGGGAUGUCGUCAGAUAUGACUAAUCGUGCCUAUCUUCAAUUUAAUCAAGUACAGCAACAGCAACAACAACAGCUAGUGACAUGUUGCGGAUUGGAUGUGGGGAUAAAUCCUCCUGAUAUGGGGCUUAGAAGAACCAUCAGUUCUCCUCGAUCAAUCCCUGAAAUGUUCCUUGACUCUUCUUGCUUCACUCAUAUUCAGCCCUCAUCAACGUGGGAUGCUGAUCUACAAAAUCUUUACAACGUAGCAUUUGAGCAAGGCACCAUUGAAGCUAGCAAUCUGCUGAAGAUGGAGAUGUGAAUGGGUAUAUCUUGAUUUUAUACCAUUCUUGGAAGAGAGAUUAUUCUAAAAUGCCUUUGAUCCUGAUUCUUUUUCUUCUCUAAGUACAUACCGUAUAUAUUUGUAUGUACACUUGCAAUGACAUAGUAUGAAUAAAAUCAAAGCUAUUAACAUCAAA
Hevea brasiliensis (rubber tree) is the source of this 1841-nucleotide messenger RNA. RefSeq names its product transcription factor bHLH63. Gene Ontology annotation, biological process: regulation of DNA-templated transcription. Bases 428 to 1684 code for a protein of 418 amino acids. NCBI's taxonomy places the organism in Eukaryota, Viridiplantae, Streptophyta, Magnoliopsida, Malpighiales, Euphorbiaceae. Gene Ontology annotation, molecular function: protein dimerization activity; DNA-binding transcription factor activity. Gene Ontology annotation, cellular component: nucleus. The record is from RefSeq and is a predicted model, not a curated record. The transcript has 7 exons.